AAGCUGCUGCUAGCUAGCCUAGCCGCGCUGCUGAGCAAUGACAUGCUUUGAUAUAGAAAUGCUAUUCCAACGGGGCACAGCGUCUCAUCGGCUAGGCUAGCUCGCUGGAGGUGGAAAAUUAACUGGCUGCUUGCUACGACUCUGGAUAUCAUUUGCGUUACAUCCACUUCCACUGUCUUGCCUGAGGUUUCUACACGUUUAAUAUCCCCCCCCCCCCCGAAGGAGAGAAGAAGAGGUGGCCAUCGGCAAUCGGGGUCAACAGAGACGUAUCAGAGCCCUUGAAGUUCUCAGCUUUGAUGCAGUACAGUGCACCUAGUGCAAGAUGACGGAAGAGGUGAUUGUCAUCGCCAAGUUCGACUACAUGGCCCAGCAGGACCAGGAGCUGGACAUCAAGAAAAACGAGCGCCUCUGGCUCCUAGACGACUCCAAGUCCUGGUGGAGGGUUCGAAAUGCCACCAACAAAACAGGCUUUGUGCCGUCCAACUAUGUGGAGAGGAAAAACAGUGCCAGGAAAGCUUCUAUUGUCAAGAAUCUCAAAGACACACUUGGAAUUGGGAAGGUGAAGAGCAGGAAGGGGGGAGUGAGAGACACAGCCUCCAACGCAGACACAGACAUGUGUACAGAUAACGGCGAGCGGCUGUAUGACCUCAACCUGCCUGCCCUGGUCAAGUUCAGCUAUUCAGCAGAGCGUGAGGACGAGCUGUCUCUGGUGAAAGGCACGCGGGUGGUGGUGAUGGAAAAGUGCAGCGACGGCUGGUGGCGUGGCAGCUACAACGGACGCUCUGGCUGGUUUCCGUCCAACUACGUGACGGAGGACAUGGAUGGGACGGCGGGGGGAGUUGGUAUGGGCGGGCUCGGAGACCCACCCGGAUCGCUAACGGAGAAGCUGGCGGCCGUGAUGAACAGCACCACGAACGGGAACCGAGUGCUGCACACGGUUCAGGCGCUGUACCCUUUCGGCUCGGGCAACGACGAGGAGCUAAACUUUGAGAAAGGCGAGGUGAUGGAGGUCGUGGAGAAGCCCGAGAACGACCCGGAGUGGUGGAAGUGUCGCAAAGCGGACGGACAGCUGGGCUUGGUGCCUAAAAACUACGUCACUGUGCUGGACUCCACCUCCCAUAAACCCACAGCAGGGCCUGCUGGGCCACCCACGCCUGACUGUGACUACAUCUCACCCUCAGGCAGCGGGCGGUUCGCGGGGAAGGAGUGGUACUACGGCAAGGUGACACGCCACCAGGCGGAGGUGGCCCUCAACCAGAGAGGCAUAGAGGGAGACUUCCUCAUCCGAGACAGCGAGUCAUCGCCAAACGACUUCUCCAUCUCCCUGAAGGCGCAGAGCAAGAACAAGCAUUUCAAAGUGCAGCUGAAGGAAAACCUUUACUGCAUUGGACAGCGCAAGUUCAACUCUAUGGAAGAGCUUGUUGAACACUACAAAAAGGCCCCCAUCUUCACCAGUGAGCAGGGAGACAAACUGUACCUGAUCAAGGCCCUGGCCGCCUCCUGAUCCCUCUCUGUCACACACACACACACACACACACACACACACACACACACACACACACCUCCACACAAACACACACACGCACCUGUACAUCGUUAACUGCAUCCAUAUAUAUAAGUAUACAUACAGAUACUUAAUGCCAGAACACACACUAACAUUUAAACUCCCAGCCUGAGGACUUAACACAUCAUCAGGACUUAAAUGCCCGAUUUGUGAGCAUUCCAAGAGGAGGUAUGGAAAAAGCAUGGGAGAGACACGGAGGAAUGGAAAGUGGGAGACAAAAAGACUAUGGACUCCUGAGAGUUGACUACAGACCUCUUGGUCGCCUAUUUUAAAUUAUCCAGAUGUGUUAGGUCAUAGGCAAUGCCAUGUAUUUCCACCUUGAUAUCUAUUAGAGUUGCAUUUAGUUUCUUUUUUUUUUUUUUUUUUUUUUUUUUUGUCGAUAAUAUAUAAUCCUUUUAACAGUUUCUUUUUAAAAUGUGAUGAUUUUUAACUGUGUCCAAUACACAACAACCACCCGUAUGAGGCAUUUUUCAGAUAUUAGCAAAUUCAGAGUCUUGCCUAUAGGUCUACAUUGCAACUCAUAUUUGUGUUGUCUGUCUUAAUUCGUUCUUUAAGGUUGUGGACUCACUAAUCCACAACUUCUGCUAACUGCUAAUCAAGAAUAAAAAUUAAGUGACCAAAAUAUAUUUAUUGAUACAAUUCUGUUAGGAUCAUGGUUGUAGAGAUCGGAAUAUCACACACGCAUUUGUCUUUCCUCUUCUUCUUGUGCAAGGUCAAACUAGUUGUUCAACUUUUUGUUUUGUACAACGGAACUGCUUGUCUCACAUAUUGCUGUAUCCAUAUCAUGUGAAUGUUACAAAGCCGAGGCAUCGCAGACUGGGGGGCCGAGAUCCCUUGACUUUGCAUGCAUGCACGCAAACAGAAUAGCGUCCUCACACCUUUUCACUGUAUCUCCCCAAAAGCGAGGUUGACAGUCUGCAUGAGUGAUUGGGGCGGGGGGCGGGAGUUUCAUCCAUGUGUCUAGAGUUCAUGUGAAGAGUCAAAAAGUAUUUUCGCCUCCUAGUCUGGAGACAUCCCCAGUGCAGAGCGGAACCCCUCCCCUCCCCUCCCCUGCUGGAGUGUGACUGACAGCUGAUGUGUCCUCCCAGUUUUGCCAAAGGGGACGUUUCUCUGGGGAUGAUGAGGAAGGAGGGCGGUGGGGUUAGGGAUGGGGUCCGGGGGGGGGGGUUGUACGCUGACAGCAGUGCGGCUUAGUUCUGUGGAGCUGGGAGGGGAAAACGGAGGAACAGUCCAGAGGAUGAUGUCACUGCUCCUGAAUUAGUGAUCACUGGAGGGAAUGGCGGAUUCAAGGGUCAACCAGGGGUCAUGUUUGUGAGGCUGCAGCGCAUAUACAUCAAGGAUUUUCAAGAAAACGGUUCCUUACAGCUAAGUUCUGGUAAAGGAAUGGUGACAUUUCCUAGGCCAAUGUUUGGGGAAUCCAGCUUGUUGUUUCCAAAUGUAUGGUCAGUGUCAAGUUAGAAUACAGUGCACCUAGCACAUGGUUUAUAUUUACAGUACAGGCCUCUCUAGUGAAUGGGUAUUUGUUGAGUGAAAAUGGACCAAGUAGUUUGAAUGUUUAAAGGGCAGCUAGCGCCAGCGCCUGCAAUCAAAGCUGCAGCAGCGCUGGCACGGGGCCGCUCCAGCAGUGGGCUCAGGGAGAUGAUGAUGAUCACGAUGCUUGCGAUGAUGAGUUCUCCAGCUGUGGCCAGUUGGACCCGAGCGCAGAGAGAGAGAGGGAGAGAGAGGGAGGGAGAGGGAUUUCAUAGAGGAGGAAUGGAAAAAUGGACCCUAAAAAACAAAAAAGUAAGGAUCCAGGGAGGAGAUUUGAGAAUCUGUUCCACUGAAUAAGAGUAUCUGGAUUACCGCUCCCAGCCAUACACGGGUGGGGAAAUGAACGGUGGCCAACGCUGAUGUAUCAUAGCAGAGAAUAAAAGAAUUUUUGGAUGGCAGUAUUUUGGGAGGGCUUUUCGGGUCGAGUCAAUCCAAGCAUGAAAAAGUCAGUUAUGCCACAAAGAGCAUAAGACAUGGGUGUGAACUUUUCCUCUCCAUUCCCCAGGUGAUUGACAGAGCUAUUCAUACAAGAGCCGUGUGGCAACUUGAGUGUGUUUUCUCUCUGGUUUGGAGCUGUAAACGAUUAAUUAUAAACAGUGAAAAGAUUAGCUUUCCAUUCAAAAUGGCACGUUCUUAAUUAUACACCUACAGCGGCAUUUGAGAUCUUAAUUUAAGCGGGAUUAAAUUUUAUUAAACAGUACAAAAACAUUCCAAGAUUAAAAAGCUCCAGUCAGUUGUUGGAUACCUACAGAUUUAAUGACUACAUGGUUCAAAAUGUAAAUCACAGGAAUGUUUAUCAGCAUGGCUUGAGUGAUUUAAAAAAAAAAAAAAAUUUUUGGUCCCAAGCUUUAUGUUAAAGUAACCUGUAUCCAUUAUUUCAAGUCAUGUAGGACAUUUGUGCCUGUAUUCCCUUCAUUUUCAGUUAUCCCCCCUUUUUGGUUUCUGUGUUAUCAGUCCCCGGAUAAGUAUUUGGCUUACAGGAAUCCUGUCAUUUAUUGCACCCGAUCCCUGGCUGUUGUAUCCGUGCCAUUUUUGUCUGACACUUUAUGUGAGAUAGUGUUUGCCUACAGUAGUAAUCAACUGCUAUCAGCAACCCACUUAGUUUUUUUUUUGUUUUUUUUUUUUGUGAAAUUUCCUCCCCGGCUUCCAGUUCUACAGCAUCUGCGAUAUUGCGCAGCGUUAAAGUGACAAACGCCAACGUAACGUGCCCCAGUUUGAAGGAUUUAGGAGGAGAUUUUAAUGUGCCUUCACAGCUUUCUGUCAACCAAAGGUUUAGUGUCCCUUUUUUUUGUUUAUUUUUAGGUCUUUAUCUUGUUCUUCCCACUUCUCUUGUCACUGCUGUGUAAUAUGUGGUUAAAGCUUUGCAUGUGCGUCAGUCUGGUCAGUAAGCAAAGUCUGAAAACACCCUUGCAUAGAAAGGGUAUUUCCUCAUUGUGGGGUGACUUUGUUGGUUGAAAGUGUCUAACUUUUUUUUUUUUUUUUUUUCGUCAUGCAUAAAAUGCCCGUUAGGUGAUCUUGUGUGUAGUUUCAAGUGACCUUACCUUUGCUGAUUUCAUCAAGUAUAACUUCUUUAUUGAACAGUGAAUGCCUACAUGUACAGUAUAAGAUAUGUGCUGAUGUUCAUUCAGAAACAUAACCCCAGGUGUGAUGUAAUCAUGACCUGAAUCUCAUGUAUGAGCACCUCAAGUAACGGUAUCACAUAUUGUUGGUUGUGAAGAAACUGUCAUGGUUUCCAAGGAAAUAGUUUUUUAUGUCUGUAUGCAUUUCAUAUAAGACUAGUGUAAAGACAUUCACUUUUGCAGUUUAGCCACUUAAAUAUGUAAAAAAAAAAAAAUCCUCAAUACUUAAAUGUUUUACUUGAUAUUCAAAUACAGAACUACAGUAUCUCCCUACAUAGAUAUUGUUAUGAACUGGGAUCUUUUUUUUCAUUUGACACCAACAGAGGCCGCAUGAGCAGAGCCUUGUAGCUGUACAGAAAUGAUUUUAAACCUGCUUAAAAAGACAUUGAAGUCAGUUGUGACAGAUAUUAUCAAGAGAUUGUUCAUCAAACUAUUUUUUUUCCUGAUCGAAAACUACAAUGCAGCUGGAACUCUUCGCUUCUUGACUGCUCAACAAGCCUGAGAUAAUCUUGAAUUUUUAAGAUUGAUUUCUUGAUAAUAUUGCAAGCAAAUGACCCCCGUGUUAAACUUUGGUGCUUUUGUGCUGCUUACAUUUCUAUGGUGUUCCUUGUCUCACAAAGCUUUUUUUCUGUAUGAGAGAGAGAGAGAGAGAGAGAGAGAGUGAAGAAAACAGAUACAUGCUGUGGAAUGAUGAAAAGGCAGUGCUGUGAAAUUUAUUGUCAUGCUCUUAAUACUGUUUUUAUGGAGGGGAGAUCGUCUUCAGGUGUAAUAAUUUAGAAGAGUUUAUUAGAGUGUUCAAAAGACGUAAUAAACGAUACAAAAAGUAA
This is a messenger RNA of Dicentrarchus labrax (European seabass), 5540 nucleotides long. It is a transcript of the gene nck1b, whose product is annotated as NCK adaptor protein 1b. Gene Ontology annotation, biological process: positive regulation of endoplasmic reticulum stress-induced intrinsic apoptotic signaling pathway; negative regulation of PERK-mediated unfolded protein response; negative regulation of endoplasmic reticulum stress-induced eIF2 alpha phosphorylation. The record is from RefSeq and is a predicted model, not a curated record. The transcript has 5 exons. NCBI's taxonomy places the organism in Eukaryota, Metazoa, Chordata, Actinopteri, Moronidae. Gene Ontology annotation, molecular function: ephrin receptor binding. The coding region runs from base 323 to 1504 and encodes 393 amino acids.